This is a messenger RNA of Diversispora eburnea, 2790 nucleotides long. NCBI's taxonomy places the organism in Eukaryota, Fungi, Glomeromycota, Glomeromycetes, Diversisporales, Diversisporaceae. The record is from the annotation of a GenBank genome assembly.
AUGGAAAACCAAAGCCAACAAGACAACGCUAGUCCUCUCAGAUCAGUUGGAUCAAUUGGGAGAACUCCUAUGAGACAAUCCCCUUUUAGGAAUUCUCCAGUAGCAUAUAGAUAUGCAAUUAAUCAAAGGAUUAAUGAUGCUAGAUUGACAUUAUCGAACGUUGCGGGGCUUGGCAAUUCUCAAGCAACACCUGGUGGAUCAUAUAUAUCCCCUUCUCGUCGCCGUUUGAUGCGUUCUAAUAACUCACCAUCAAGUGGUGUGAUUUCAUCACCUUCGACAGUUGUAUCUGCAUUAACCCCCCAAGCAAGAGCUAGAAGACCUUUACUUUUUAAUAGACAAACUGCACCUAAUUUGAAUGAAGACUCGGAACGCCUUGAACAAGAACCAUCAACUGAUCCUUUAAAAAUUUUAUUAGAAAACGAAACAAGAAAUUCCAAUGAUAUUCAGAUUUCACCGAAAUCAGUUAGGAAUCGACGUGGAGAUAUUCAUAGUAGUAUUAGGUUGCCAUUGUUGAAUAAUGUUAAAGAUAAUAACCAAAUGAAUAUUGGAGAUAAGAUAAAAGAGAGAAAGAAUCAAAUAUGGGGAACAAAUGUUCAAAUAAAUGAUGUACAAAAUUCUUUUGAAGAUUUUCUUCUCAAUUUCAAACUAUUAUAUCGUAAACAAAAGGAAGGAUUUGCUAUCACAGAGAUAGAUAAACGACCAUUUUAUCAAUUAUAUAUUAAGAAGAUUGAAGAAACUCAAAUAUUUAAAUUAAAUCUUGACAUACAAAAUCUUCUUGCGUAUGAACCAUCAAAAAAAUUAUAUUUUCAACUUGUAAAUUUUCCACAAGAAAUCAUCCCUAUUUUUGAUGAUGUACUUACUUUAGUUUACAAAAGAAUUCAUAAAAUUAAAGAUCCUCAUGGUGCAAUAUCAUUAAAGGUUCGACCUUUUAACUUGGGAAAAUCUACAAAUAUGCGAGAAUUAAAUCCAUCCGAUAUCGAUAAAAUAGUAUCCACUAAAGGUCUUAUAAUUCGAAGUUCUCCUAUACUUCCUGAAAUGUCGGUUGCAUCUUUCCGUUGUUCGAUUUGUGAUUCUACUGUCGAGGUUGAAGUUGAUCGUGGAAAGAUUGAUGAACCUUCAAAAUGUAGUCGACGUGAUUGUAAUUCGUCAAACACUAUGAUGUUAAUACACAAUAGAUCCUCUUUCAAAGAUCGCCAAAUAUGUCGAUUACAAGAAACUCCCGAUUCUAUUCCUGACGGGCAAACCCCACAUUCAGUUUCACUUUGUCUAUAUGAUGAUUUGGUAGACACAGUAAGACCUGGUGACAAAGUGGAAUUGACCGCAAUUUACCGUUCUGCGCCAAUUCGAGUCCACCCUCGUACACGUACCAUUAAAGCAUUAUUCAAAACUUAUCUUGAUGUAGUACAUGUCGCGAAAUUUGAACAAAAUCGCACUGCCGCAGAUUCGACUGAUCUUGGAUUCGAUAAUUUUGAUUCCGAUGAAGAUGGAGAUAUUAAUAUUUCAGAGAAAGUGCUUAUGAGUGAUGAUCAACCCGAAAUUGACAUCCGAAUGAAAACUUCAUCCGAAAAACAUGAAAAUCGACCUGAAUUUACUGAAGAAGAGAUACGAUGUUUUAAUGAAUUGUCAAAAAGACAAGAUUUAUAUGAAUAUUUAGCACGUUCAUUAGCUCCUAGUAUAUUUGGAUUGGACGAUAUUAAAAAGGGAAUACUCUUACAAUUAUUUGGGGGUACUAACAAAAAAUUUGAAAAAUCUGGUUCUCCUCGUUACAGGGGAGAUAUAAACGUUUUGUUGGUCGGUGAUCCUGGAACUGCGAAAUCACAAAUGUUACAGUAUGUACAUAAAAUAGCUCCCCGUGGUAUUUAUACUUCUGGAAAAGGAUCUUCGGCUGUUGGACUUACAGCAUAUGUCACAAGAGAUCCCGAUACUAAACAGAUGGUACUUGAGAGUGGCGCUCUAGUUCUUAGUGAUGGGGGAGUGUGUUGUAUAGAUGAAUUUGAUAAGAUGUCAGAUGGAACACGUGCUAUUCUUCACGAAGCAAUGGAACAACAAACGGUAUCAGUUGCCAAAGCUGGAAUAAUUACUACUCUUAAUGCUCGAGCUUCAAUACUCGCAUCCGCAAAUCCCGUUGAUUCAAAAUAUAAUCCUAGACUUUCCAUAGUGAAAAAUAUUGAUUUACCACCAACUUUAAUGUCUCGGUUUGACCUUAUUUAUCUAGUAGUAGAUAAAACAGACGAAAGAGCGGAUAGGAGGCUAGCAAAUCAUUUGGUUUCAUUGUAUUUAGAAGACUCGCCAUUUACGGCGGGAAUUGAUAUAUUACCAGUAAAGACUUUAACGAAAUAUAUUAGAUAUGCGCGUAAAAAAUUUCAUCCAAUAAUUGGAGACGAUGAAUCGGCCAAUGCUCUUGUAACCGCGUAUGUUAAUUUGCGUAAAAGGGGGAUUAAUCCUCGUACAUCGGAAGUUGUUAUCACGGCGACCACCAGACAAUUGGAAUCAAUGAUUAGACUAUCAGAAGCUCACGCUCGUAUGAGACUUUCAGAUAAGGUUAAAAUAAUUGAUGUCAGAGAAGCAGAAAGAUUACUUAAAGAAGCAAUACAGCUUGCCGCAUUUAAUCCUGAAACUGGUCAAAUUGAUAUGGAUAUGAUUACUACAGGAUUUAGUAGUAGCGAAAGAAGAUUGAUGGAAGAUAUGCGUAGAGAACUUAGAGAAAUGUUUUCACGUAUAGAUUCAGACACUAUAACGUGGAGAAAAGCAUUUGAGGAUUUCAAGGCUCAAUCAUACGAGGCAAUUUAA